Molecule: messenger RNA, 1896 nt
Organism: Aphis gossypii (cotton aphid)
Lineage: Eukaryota; Metazoa; Arthropoda; Insecta; Hemiptera; Aphididae
Product: probable ATP-dependent RNA helicase DDX4
Exons: 6
Coding region: 894-1844 (316 amino acids)
Molecular function (GO): ATP binding; nucleic acid binding
Source: RefSeq, a predicted model, not a curated record
CGAAAAUGGUAAAACGUAAGUACCUAGGUACUAAUAGCUAUCUAAGUAGCCAGCACGAAACUCCGGAUAAUUAUUAGAAAACUGGUUUGUGGGUAUUUCACUAUUGUCACUAGGUCAAUCAUUUAACACCCCCCGUGGAGACUUACGGUGGUCACGCAGGUAUACGACCAAUACGCAAAAACCAGUUUAAGGGCGUUCCGGAGGGGAUGAAUUCUGCAGGUUAAACGCGUCCAUCGCCAGAAGCCGUAUAUUUUACUUCGCUAUAUGAUUGUUUUUGUAUUGUUAUAAAUCUGAUGGUGAGUAUGCACGUGAAGAAUAUCAAAAGAACAAAAAGAAAAAACCAGUCCCCUACAAUGUCAUCAAUAUAUAACGCUCUUGGAAUUUUUGAAUUUUUCACCACUCUCACUCACGUGGUCAAUACGUCCCCUCUCAAUACGCAAAGAACAAACAGCGCUCCUGCAGUGACACCAUCCCUGACAAUAGCCAUCACAUCGUACACGGGUAUAAACGUGUUGUCCGAUGAUGCGUUUCAUUUCGUUUAUGUUCGUCAGUCGUUAAUGGUUUUGUUCCCGUCGCUCUUUCGCACGACGAUUGUCGCUGUCGUUUUCCUCUGCGUCAUCUCUGCCCAAUCACUGUACAAAUCUGCGGUCCAUCGAUCGCAUAAAUUAUCAUUUAAAAAAAUACACAUUCGUCCAGCCUAUACACUGUAUAUUAUACAGUCACUACUUACAUACGAAUAUCAGAGUUGCAUGUAGUGUGUGACGCACGUUGCUGCGUACCUGUGAUUCUUGUUGUCCCCGGAGAUCACCGCCUUCAAACAUCGCUCGUAUAAGGUUGAUUUAUACGAAUUUUUCAACUCCUUCGUCGUCUUGGAUGCUGCUUAAAAAAUCAAUAUGGCCAACAUUCAUAGCAUUGCAGAAAUAAGUAAAAAUGCUACAGUUGUGGAAAUUGAUUUUGGUCGACAAAUUUCUAAUACCGACUAUUGUAGACCCGGCAGUAGUCGUGAUACUGAAAGUAGACUUGAGCAGGAGACAAGUAAAUCGGCUUGCAUCCCUUCAAAUUUUCAAAAAAUCUAUAUUUCUUCGAAUAACAAGAAGAACUGGAAAGUGACAGUACAUGGAAUCAAUAAUAGGGUAUUUAAUGAAAUGCAACAAUCAAUGCUAUGUAACGGUAUCCAUGCAAGUCUGUAUAAAAAUGUGUACAAGCUUAAUUAUGAAAGGUCAACUAUAAUACAAGAAUAUGCAAUGCCAAUUAUUAUGAAUGGAAAAGAUAUAAUAGCCAGAACACAAAAUGGAUCGGGGAAAACUACAGCAAUUGCUAUAUCAAUAUUGGACGUCUUACUUAAAAAUUUCUCCGAAAUAAAUGUCGACAGUCAUCGUUCUGACCCACUUGCUAUAAUCGUUGUACCCACGAAACAACGUGUUCAACAUAUAUAUAAUGUUAUACAUCGAUUAAGUGAAAAUACAUCAAUAGAAUGUGGACCCUUGUUUAAUAAAUCACUCUCCGACCAAAAAAAUAAAAUUCAGAAAGGUGUUCAUAUAAUUAUUGCAACUCCAGAAAACUUAGUUGGUUUUGUAAGUCAAGAUUUGAUUACUUUUACUGCUUUGCGAAUAAUCGUAUUUGACGAAGCAGAUGUCCUGUUAACCGCGGGUUUUAAACCCGAAAUUGAAUUUAUAUUAAAUAAUAAAACUAUGGUAUCGACGGACAAAAGAACAACAGUUUUGUUUUCGACCAGCAUGAUUGAUGCAGUUGAGCAAUUAGCAAUGACUUAUCUAAAACCGAAUUAUGUAUCAGUAGAUAUUAAAGAGAUCAAAGAAGCAGCAGAUAUUACGCAAACAAUUUAAGAAGUGGAUAAGUAAGUAUUUAUUGAAAUUUGAGAAAAUAAAAAUAUAUACU